This is a messenger RNA of Symphalangus syndactylus (siamang), 1606 nucleotides long. It is a transcript of the gene C24H20orf96, whose product is annotated as chromosome 24 C20orf96 homolog. The record is from RefSeq and is a predicted model, not a curated record. Lineage: Eukaryota; Metazoa; Chordata; Mammalia; Primates; Hylobatidae.
GCGCUCGCCCCCAACUCCCCUUUCCGGCGGGGGCAGGGCGGCCUGGAUUUGAGGGCCGGCAGAGGAGGCGUGGGGGCUGGGAGUUAAGGAGACAGGGCUUUCCUUGGACCAAACCAACCCAGCAAUACCACAUUUGAAGUGGGUUUGAGGAACCGGGCCUGCGUGCUCAUUUGAAAAAAAUCAGCCAAACAGAAAGACCCAAGCACUCUGGGACUCACUCUACGGUCCAGGAGUUCCAGGUUCCGGAUUAUGUUCCAUGGCAGCAGUCCAAGCAGGAAACCAAGCCAUCUACUCUGCCUCCGGUCCAACAAACCAACAGCCUUCAUACAAGCAAAAUGAAGACUUUGACUAGGGUCCAACCAGUGUUUCACUCCAAGCCCACUAUGGUGGUGACAAGCUGCCAGCCGAAGAAUCCACGAGAACUACAUAGAAGGCAGAAGUUGGACCCUGGGAAGAUGCAGGCCAAAAUCCGGUUAAUGAAGACAAUGCUCAGGAACGGGAGGACCGCUCUGCGAGAGCUCCAAAGCCAUGAGAACUUCCUCACCAAGCUCAACGAAGAGCUGAUCAAGACCAUCCAGGACAUGGAGAACAGCACGACCCUGAACGUGCGGGCCCUGCUGCAGCAGCAGGACAUACUGGCGACCAUCAUCGACAUCUUGGAGUAUUCAAACAAGAAGAGGCUGCAGGAAUUGAAGUCUGAGCUUCAGGAGUGGGAAGAAAAGAAGAAAUGCAAGAUGAGCUAUCUAGAGCAGCAGGCAGAGCAGCUGAAUGCCAAGAUUGAGAAGACCCAGGAGGAAGUGAACUUCCUGAGCACUUACAUGGACCAUGAGUAUUCCGUCAAGUCUGUCCAGAUCGCCACCCUUAUGCGCCAGCUGCAGCAGGUUAAGGAGAGCCAGCAGGAUGAGCUGGAUGACCUCAGUGAGAUGCGCAGAAAGGUCCUGGAGUCCUUGUCCAACAAGAUUCAGAAGAAGAAGAAAAAAAUUCUGAGUUCUGUGGUGGCGGAAACCCAGCGUCCCUAUGAAGAGGCUCUCCUACAGAAGAUGUGGGAAAGCCAAGACUUCCUGAAAUGCAUGCAAAGGUUCAGAGAAUUUAUUGACCAGUUUGAGGAGAACAUGCCUGUAUUAAGGGCCGAGGUGGAAGAGCUCCAAGCCCAGACCCGGGAACCCCGAGAGGUCAUAUUUGAGGAUGUUCUGCUUCGGAGACCCAAGUGCACCCCAGACAUGGAUGUCAUCCUCAACAUUCCUGUGGAAGAGCCACUACCCUUCUAGAUGGCAGUGCCAUGGGCCGCCCUCCCCUCCUGCUCUCUUCCCAGCACCUGGAGCCUUGGAUCAUUUACUUCCAGGACCAGAUCUCCAUUCAGACCCUGAUCUACAGUCUCCCUGCUCCCUCUGCCCUUCCUCCCUCUUUCUUUCCCUCCCUCCCUCCCUCCCUUCUUCCCUCUUCCCUUCCCUCCUCCUUCCUUCCUCCUCUCCCUCCCUCCUUUCUUUCCUUCCUGCAGUUUUUUCCUCUCUUCUUCCCUUCUUUCUGGUUGGUGCUGCUGGGCCAGGUGGGAAUUUCCAAUUAAAUCUGCUAUUCCUUUUUUACCAAUAAAGGUGGAUUUACAUUU